Oryza brachyantha (malo sina) is the source of this 2078-nucleotide messenger RNA. Its product is annotated as transmembrane protein 87B. Bases 100 to 1686 code for a protein of 528 amino acids. The record is from RefSeq and is a predicted model, not a curated record. Gene Ontology annotation, biological process: transport. The transcript has 5 exons. Lineage: Eukaryota; Viridiplantae; Streptophyta; Magnoliopsida; Poales; Poaceae. Gene Ontology annotation, cellular component: membrane; Golgi apparatus.
CCUCCACUACGCUACGCUUCACUCGUCGUCGGCUUCGCUUCACGCGCGCCCAGAUCCAGCCUCUUCACCUCGCUUCCCCACCACCACCACCACCUCCCCAUGGCGGCCGUGUCGGCGGCCGCCGCCCGCCUCCUCGUGCUGAGCCUCUGCGUGGCCGCCGCGGCGCUGCUCCGCGGCGGGGAGGCGUCGGUGCACGAGUACCGUGGGCUGGGCUUCCUCAACAAGGGCAAUGCGUUCAUCCUCCACGCCGGCAGCGAGGGCCUCUACGCGCCGCCGCCCGUGCCCUCCCCCGCGAACGCCACCGCCGAGGACGACGAGGACAGCGCCGCCGCCUUGGCCGACGCCUUCAUCCGGUUUGAUAAGAUUACUUUUAGGAGACCAGAGGAUGCUGCAAAGGAAACUGGUUCGGCAAUGGUUCAGAUACUUGUUUUCGAGAUAGAAGAUCGCGAAAUGAUUGGUGGAUCAGCAUACGGAGGUCAGAAAGCUAUUUGUUGCACCUCAGAUCUUGCGAAGUUAGGAGCUUGCACUGAAGGUUCUGUCAUCUACCAGCCAUCAAAGGUGAAUCCUGGCUGGCCACAGUUGUUUGUUGCAUCUUUUGAUGGAAGUGACCCAAUUGCAACACUACCUUCAAGGGUCAUUCCUAUAACAAAAACCGGGAUGUACAAUAUGUACUUCAUACACUGUGAUCCAUCACUUGCUGGUCUGGAGAUAGAGGGUCAGACUGUAUGGAAAAAUCCUACUGGGUAUCUUCCAGGUCGGAUGGCACCUCUUAGGAACUUCUUUGGAAUUAUGUCUUUCGCUUUCGUUGUACUUGGGAUCUAUUGGUUCUAUCAGUACAUGAAGUUUUGGCGUGAGGUUCUUCCACUUCAAAACUGUAUUACUCUUGUCAUUACAUUGGGCAUGCUUGAGAUGGCUUUGUGGUACUUUGAGUAUGCUGAGUUCAAUGAGACUGGUGUUCGACCAAAGGGCAUCACAUUUUGGGCUGUAACAUUUGGGACUGUUAAAAGAACGGUAGCCCGUGUUAUUAUUCUCAUUGUCUCAAUGGGAUAUGGAGUUGUCAGGCCUAGUUUGGGUGGUCUCACAUCAAAGGUGGUCAUGCUUGGAGGAACAUUCUUUUUAGCUACGGAAAUCCUUGAAUUGGUAGAAAAUCUUGGUACUGUAAAUGAUCUAUCUGGAAAAGCUCGAUUGUUCUUGGUUUAUCCAGUGGCUAUUUUGGAUGCUGCAUUUGUUGUUUGGAUUUUUAUUUCUCUAGCUAAGACACUUGACAAACUUCAGGCCAGAAGGUCGAUGGCCAAACUUGACAUUUACAGGAAAUUCACAAUAGCAUUGGCUGUAACUGUUCUGGUCUCUGUUGGUUGGAUUGGCUAUGAGAUUUACUUCAAAUCAACAGAUGUAUUCAAUGAACGAUGGCAGUAUGCAUGGAUAAUUCCUGCAUUCUGGCAUGUCUUGUCCUUCUCCCUUCUUUGCGUCAUUUCACACCUGUGGGCGCCGUCAAAGAACACAAUGAGAUUUACCUAUGAUGCAAGCGAAAACUUUGAUCGAGAGGACAGUCUGUCACUAAUAAGGCCAGGGCCCAUUGGUUCCAAGAAUGGGUGGAACCUAUCCUCUUCACCAGACACCAAAGCAUCAAAGAACAUUACAGUUGCAUCUUUUGAUGAAGAUGAUGAAGAAAACAAAAGGGAGUAGAGGUCACUGUGCAUUUCAUGAGGGAGAGAAGACAAAAUGGGAGUAAAGAUCAUUUGAAGUGGAUGCUAGAUCAAUUUUUUUGGUUUGCAGCAGAGGAUCACACUUACUAAUUCUAGUUGUUGGAUAAGUCAACGGAAUUAUGGAAGUGUCUCUAUUAAAUUCAUUUACUCCACAGUAGUUUUUCACAUGGUGCGCCACGUUCCUGGCAUCACUGUUUGGAUGAUGAUAUAGUAGAUUUGAUAUAUGAUAGGAACAAUUUAUCUGUGACCAUUCUGAGGAUAUGUGGUGUAUAAUGGGUUUUUUUUGUAGAUUUGAUAUUGCUUCUGGGCUGUGUGAACUCGAAUAUUGGCAUGUACUACGGUAGAAGAAAAUAUUUUUUCUGUGUUUUGUUA